UGGUAUCCCUAGUGGGUGACUUUUUGCCCCGCCUCUUAGGGGUGAUUCCUUGGCUCUGCAGCUCCGCCCGUUCUGUGAGUCCGUUCCAAGCGCGCUGAAAUUAAAUAUUGAAUACAAAUUUUUAAAUUGAAUAAUGCGGUCUAUGUAUUGUUUUCCAACACUCCUCUCUGAAAGUUGUUUUUAUGCCAAGUUAUAUUUUUACAGUCUUGCUGCGGUCACACUGUCAUAGAAAACGCGAAAACCCGGCGAUUUUCGGCACGCUUGUUUUAUUUUUCUUUAAAAACCGCGGAAAAAUCAAACAAACAUCAUGUCGGCUGGCAUGCCCAUCAACCCCAAGCCCUUCCUGAACGGCCUGACGGGAAAACCGGUGCUGGUGAAACUCAAGUGGGGCCAGGAGUACAAGGGGUUCCUGGUGUCCGUCGACGGGUACAUGAACAUGCAGCUGGCCAACACGGAGGAGGUGAUAGAGGGCUCCGUCACCGGCAAUCUCGGCGAGGUGCUCAUCCGCUGCAACAAUGUUCUGUACAUCAAGGGCAUGGAGGACGACGACGAGGAAGGCGAGAUGCGCGAUUAGCCACAAGGUGCUCCUCUUUAGAGGAGAAGGAGCUAACUUAUAAGUCUACAAAAGUAAUGAAAUAAAGCUAGUUUUAUUUUGUAAUCCUA
This is a messenger RNA of Drosophila rhopaloa, 663 nucleotides long. It is a transcript of the gene SmF, whose product is annotated as small nuclear ribonucleoprotein F. Bases 308 to 574 code for a protein of 88 amino acids. Gene Ontology annotation, molecular function: RNA binding. The record is from RefSeq and is a predicted model, not a curated record. The transcript has a single exon. Gene Ontology annotation, biological process: mRNA splicing, via spliceosome; spliceosomal snRNP assembly. NCBI's taxonomy places the organism in Eukaryota, Metazoa, Arthropoda, Insecta, Diptera, Drosophilidae. Gene Ontology annotation, cellular component: catalytic step 2 spliceosome; U1 snRNP.